Molecule: messenger RNA, 291 nt
Organism: Morchella importuna
Lineage: Eukaryota; Fungi; Ascomycota; Pezizomycetes; Pezizales; Morchellaceae
Exons: 1
Coding region: 1-291 (96 amino acids)
Source: RefSeq, a predicted model, not a curated record
AUGCAGCCUACUAUCCUCAAGACGAUUGCAGUUCUCACCCUUCUCGCCGCGCCAGUCAUUACUAGUGACGUCAUCGACACUGGUGAUGACAUCUUCGCGCCGGUAGCUCCCGUUACGUAUAUUGCUAGAAGAUCGCCCAAAGGUGGCAGGGGAGGUGGUGGAGGGAGAUCAUCCAAGUCCAGCAAGAAGUCUGGUUCAGCUGGGAGUAAUAGUGCUGCUGCAGCCCCACUCGGGGUUGGGUUGGCUGCGAGUCUGGUGGUUGUUGCCGGAGUUGCUAAUGUUCUAUUGUAG